Pollicipes pollicipes is the source of this 1025-nucleotide messenger RNA. RefSeq names its product GNAT family N-acetyltransferase vnc (gene vnc). Bases 286 to 840 code for a protein of 184 amino acids. The transcript is spliced from 4 exons. Gene Ontology annotation, molecular function: protein N-terminal-serine acetyltransferase activity; protein-N-terminal-glutamate acetyltransferase activity. The record is from RefSeq and is a predicted model, not a curated record. Gene Ontology annotation, cellular component: NatA complex. Gene Ontology annotation, biological process: N-terminal protein amino acid acetylation. Lineage: Eukaryota; Metazoa; Arthropoda; Thecostraca; Pollicipedomorpha; Pollicipedidae.
CGUGAUGCGAAGUGUUAUACUGUCGCCGGUGUUGCGCUGCGGAGCUGAAGCAGCCGCAUGUUGAUAAAGCCACUUUUUUGUAUUUGCAUCGUAUUAGGCUCCGCGAACUUGACCAGUUGUUGGGAAGUCAGUGGGCCUUAAGUCGUUGCUCAUAUAUACGUUUGUUGAAGGUAUUUUCCCUUUUUUAUACGGCGAGUUUUGGACAGGUGGUUCAGUCCAGCAACUCAAAGGUAUGAAGCUUGGUUCAAUUAGGCUAACCUUGAAUUUAGGCACAACUCAAGAACUAUGAAUGUCCGAACAGCUACCCCUGAUGACCUGAUGAACAUGCAACAUUGUAAUCUGCUAUGUCUACCAGAAAACUACCUGAUGAAGUAUUAUUUCUACCAUGCCCUGUCCUGGCCACAGCUCAGCUAUGUUGCAGAAGAUGAGAGAGGUAACAUUGUUGGGUAUGUACUAGCCAAGAUGGAGGAGGAGACAGAGGACGACGAUGACCGCCAUGGCCACAUCACAUCUCUGGCCGUCAAGCGCUCGCACCGGCGGCUCGGACUGGCGCAGAAGCUGAUGGACCAGACAGCCCGCGCCAUGAUCGAGGUGUUCAACGCCAAGUACGUCAGCCUGCACGUGCGCAAGAGCAACCGGGCUGCUCUGAACCUCUACAACAACACACUCAAGUUCAGCAAGUCGGACAUCGAGCCCAAGUACUACGCGGACGGCGAGGACGCGUAUGCCAUGCGCCGGGACCUGGUGGAGUUCGCGCGACAGAACGGCAUCACGCCCGCCAACCCGGAGACGUUCUUCAAGACGUCGUCCGACCGGCGUCGACACGAGGAGAAGGAGUAGCGAGACUGGUGCGAGGCGUGCGUGGCCGGACUGCAGGGAGGACCGGGCCACAGAGUCACGGCGGAAGGCCCGUCCAGGACUGUCGCUUGCCGGGACGUUGGUGAUGUGGUGUCGAAUCGAGAUGGGCUCGGUAUUUGUGGGUAUUGCUGUCAUCGUGUGCGAAUAAAAGGCUUCAUUGAGCGCUA